CCAAUCUGGUUAUUACUGAUAGGCUGAAAAUACAAAUAUGUUUCGAAUAAAUGUUUUGAAUUUUAACUGGAUAAAACAAUUUUGUUUUGAUAAAAUAAACAGAACACAUUAUUAUAAAUGUCUUAUAUAAAUCAAUUAUAAGAUAAAAUGUAAGUUAAUUAAAUCGAGUAUCAUGUUAAUUACACUAGUUAGGCUAGUCAUGGUGGGAGAACUAAACAUUUAUAGAAGAAAUGGAAAACCGGAUGAAGUCAAGGACGACGCUCUCUCUCUCUCCCUCUCUCUCUCAUUGUCAUUCACGUGCUCUCGUGGAUGCGCUUCUUAUCCUCACACGGUUUCUGCGUCUCUCCUUUUAUUUCCAGAACACAAACCCCGAGGGGAAUGAUCGCGGAGUCCCUCCAGUCUCGGUCUCUAAGGAUGCUGCCUCGCUGAAGAUCCGUGGAGAUGGAUGACACAUGGCUGUGAUGCUCCAGGAUCUUCUUCUUCUUCUUCUUCAUCAUGUCUCCAGCGGCUCCGGUGACGGACAGCAGCGCCGGUGAUGUCCUCCGCGAGCAGACGGACGCUCCGCGGGAAGCGCAACGUCCAGUGAAGCAGUCUUUGAGCAAGUCCCUGUGUCGCGACUCACACUGGAAAUGCCUCCUUCUGUCACUGCUGAUGUACUGCUGCGUGAUCGCGAUGACCUGGUGCCAGGUCACAAAGGUCACGCGCCUCACCUUCGAAAGUGCUUUCAAAGGCAAGUCCAUGUUGUACCACGACAGUCCUUGUUCCAAUGGCUACAUCUACAUCCCGGUGGCUUUCCUCGUCAUGCUUUACAUGGUUUAUAUGGUGGAGUGUUGGCACUGCUUCACACUCAAUGAACUCCAGUUUAAAGUAGAUCUGGAGAGCGUCGCCGAGCGCGUGCAACGCAUGCAACAAGCCACGCCGUGCAUCUGGUGGAAGGCUGUAAGUUACCAUUACAUACGCCGGACGAGACAAGUGACGCGGUAUCGCAACGGCGACGCCUACACGACCACCCAGGUUUACCACGAGCGCGUCAACACGCACGUCGCGGAGGCCGAGUUCGAUUACGGGAACUGUGGGGUUAAAGACAUCUCGAGACACCUCACAGGACUCGAAGGCUUCCCGGUGACUAAGCUGCGCUUUACGAAGUGCUUUAGUUUCGCCAAUGUCGAAUCCGAGAACUCCUAUUUGACGCAAAGAGCACGGUUCUUCACCGAGAACGAAGGAUUGGAUGAUUAUAUGGAAGCGCGUGAAGGGAUGCAUCUAAAAAACGUUGAGUUUAAGGAAUACAUGCUUGCUUUCGCGGCUCUGGAUCGCUUGCCUUGGUAUGCAUCGCAGUGUAGCUUCUGGUUAGCGGCGGUGUUGACUUUAUCCUGGCCGUUGCGGGUUUUGAUGGAGUACCGCACGGCGUAUGUUCACUACCACGUGGAGAAGCUUUUCGGGUUCGACUAUGUCGCUGUUACGCCUCUGGAUGAGCGUCCGUUUUGUCGUCACAUCCCGAGGGUCAACACCAUCGACAGCACGGAGCUCGAGUGGCACAUUCGCUCCAACCAACAGCUCGUUCCCAGUUACUCCGAAACCGUGCUCAUGGAUCUGGUGCAGCAGUCCAGUUGCAACACGUUUUCGCCGCGUGGCAUCGGUGCGGCCGGCGGGAACGGCUUCGGUGGAUAUCGGCAGAACUGUGAACGCUGCCAUCGGUCUAUAAGCAGCUCGUCGAUUUUCUCACGCAGCGCAUUGAGCAUCUGCAACAGCAGCAGUCCGCGUUUGCCGCGUUUACCUUUCAGUGGAAGCCGGUUCUCUCUUGGCCGUUUGUACGGCUCGCGACGCAGCUUGCGAAGUCACAGUAGUAGCCUGAACGAUCCCAGAUGUCCGACGGAAAGCACGCGAUGCUUGGCCGAUCAGUCGACCAAUGAGGAGAGCCCACCUUCUCCGCCGGCCUAUCAGGACGCGCUGUAUUUUCCAGUACUGAUUGUUCACCGCAACGAGGGCUGUGUCGGUCACGACCACCAUUCACUGCACCGUAAUGGAUCCUGCGUGGAGACUUCAUUAUAGCGUUAGCAUAAGAACACAAACAUGGUGUUGCAAAUAUAAAAUGAACAGAAUGGUACAGAAAUGUCUGUAUGAAUCUGAAUGCCACGUGAUUGCAUUUCUUCAUAACAAACGCAGUCUGGCUUUUAGUGAUAUAUUUACACACUUGUGACGCACCAUAUUCAGCUUCUUCGACAACUUCUCACUUUGUUGCAUUUGUAAUCAACCUAAAUGUACAAUAUAAUUUUUUUUUUUACAAAAACAACUUUAGAUAAAGUUGAAUGGCUCAUAAUUACACACGUUCAUAACAAAUGCAGGCUGGCGUUUAUUAAUAUAUCAACACUUUUUCAACUUCUGGAAAAGUUUGCAUUGUGAAGUCAACAAGAAAUGGCAUUCACAAACCAAUUUACUUUCAUAAUAUGUCGUGUUUUUAUUUAGAACACCAUAUUAAAAAGACCUUUGAAAAAUCAAAAAUGAUCCUUGUAAAAUGUAAAACUUGAUCCAUUGAUUAGCUCAUGUAUGGAGAUAGAUAAGGGUUGAAAAAUACCCCAAAACAUCUUCCAAAACGAAAAGUUAUUUCAGAUGCAAUAACAUUAUUUACUUUGCAAUAACAUCCAUUAAAAAAUCGUUCACAUGAAAACAUAUUAAUGAAGUAAACAGGGUUUAUCUGAGUUCAUGUUGACUUCAAAUGAAAACAGCGAAUGUGAAAUGUACAUUUCUUUCAUUUCCUCUUUGAUGAUUCAAUUGGAAUGUUACAAAACACUUUCAGUUCUACUUGCAAUGUAUAUAUAAACACACACACACACACACACACACACACACACACUUCAACAAAAACAAAGCAACAUACUUCUUUAAAAACAAAUAAGACUGUUACCAGAAACACAAAUAAUCAUUAUGCAUUUUAUUAUUUACAUUUUAUAUUACAUUAUAGCAUUUAAAAAUAAAUAAAACCAUUAUGAGCAAAAUCACAAAUAAGGCAUGAUACAGAACAGAAAUUAUUCAUUUCAAAACUAUUCAUAAACACCUUUUUCUUCUGAUCUAUUUAUGGAGGGGUGUCAGUGCAAUGAAUAAUUUAAUAAAUGUGCCUAAAUGACUGUGGCGAGGGGGGCGUGGUUUAGCGGAAUCCGCAACGGGAGAGAGACGGAGGGAGC
Messenger RNA from Carassius auratus (goldfish), 3179 nucleotides. RefSeq names its product transmembrane protein 151Ba (gene tmem151ba). The record is from RefSeq and is a predicted model, not a curated record. NCBI's taxonomy places the organism in Eukaryota, Metazoa, Chordata, Actinopteri, Cypriniformes, Cyprinidae. The transcript is spliced from 2 exons. The coding region runs from base 496 to 2049 and encodes 517 amino acids.